AGAUCCAUGUAUUAAAAUGAAAUGCGGGUCCGGAAAGGAAUGUAUCAUCGAAACGGAGACAGGAGCUGCUAAAUGCCAAUGCAUCAGCGCCUGUGCUGAUAAUACGGAUGUUCGUCGGCGUGUCUGUUCCAACCACAACACAACCUGGCAGUCAGACUGUCAUCUGUUCAAACACCGGUGCACUUGUCUCGAAGGUCAAUCCAGUGAUUGUACUGAAGAGCACCGACACAUGCAUAUUGAUUACUACGGCGAAUGUCAACAACUGCCUGANUCUCACAUAAAUGAUUAGUGAAUGAU
Oppiella nova is the source of this 297-nucleotide messenger RNA. The record is from the annotation of a GenBank genome assembly. NCBI's taxonomy places the organism in Eukaryota, Metazoa, Arthropoda, Arachnida, Sarcoptiformes, Oppiidae.